UCGUCUUCCACGUCCAUCUCGUACCAUCAAAGUUAACAGAUUGCAGACAAUCUUGAAGUGACGAACUUCAUUGAAAGUUUUUUUUCUUUGCAACGAAAGAAAAAACGUCUGCCGUUUAAUUUUCCUUUAAUUCAUAAUAUUAAUUUGUACCCGUCAGCAGGGGCGGAUUGUUUGUGUGAAUUCGUGUGAACAUUCCGCACAGCGGACGGACCAAAUUUUCAUUGGUAAGUACAGUGAAAAACCAACCGUGACGGAACGGAACUGAGGACGACACAAGACGAUGAGCUCAUCACAGUGGGAAGAAUUCUACGCGACCCAUCUGCCCCCGAACUGUUUCGAGGAUCACCGGUCGCUGCUGAAGGAAUUUUGCGAUAGGCACUACAAGCUGAAGAGCAACAUCGUCCUCAUUACGUCUGGCGGAACAACCGUGCCGUUGGAACACAAUACGGUUCGGUUUGUGGAUAACUUCAGCGCCGGUAAUCGCGGAUCGGCAUCGGCUGAGCAUUUUCUAGACCAUGGAUACGCGGUCAUUUUUAUGUAUCGUACAAAAUCUCUGGAACCAUUUUCGAGGCACUUUACCGGCCAGCAGUUGCUCGAUAUGCUGGAACUGCAUGAGGAGGGAAUGAGCACCACAAUCAACGUAAAACCCGAUUCCGUGGACGUCCUCGCGCCUAUUUUGGACAAAUAUAAAAAUGCCCAGGAAAUGAACAGGAUGCUAUACAUCACCUUCACCAGCGUGAUCGAUUACAUGUGGCUGCUGAGGGCCGCCUGCGAGUGCUUGGCCGCCUUUGAACGGGAUGCAUUACUGUACCUAGCAGCAGCGGUAUCGGAUUUUUACGUUCCCCAAGACGAAAUGCCGAACCAUAAGAUUCAGUCUGGCAACGGUGCUCCCACGAUAGCGCUACAGUUGGUACCGAAAAUGCUGGCCCCGCUGGUUAGCCUGUGGGUUCCGUUGGCCUUCGUCGUUUCCUUUAAACUAGAAACAGACGAAAGCAUUUUAAUUUCCAAAUCUCGCGAAAGUCUGAACAAAUACAAACACAAACUUGUGAUCGGUAACAUUCUGCAGACUCGCAAAAACCGGGUGGUGUUUGUCACGCCCACCAAAGCGUACGAUGUGCUGCUAUCGAAGGAGCAAGCCCACAAGGGUCAGGAAAUAGAGGAGCAGAUCGUGGCCGACGUUGUCCGGCGACAUCAGGAAUUUAUACAGGACGGGGAAUUGCAACAGUUCCAGCAGCAGCAGCAACAACACCAGCAGCAACAGCAACAAACACAAUGACCCUUACGCUCUCCGCGGUCGCUCACGGCGGGCGGGCCCGGGCAGCCACAAUACCAGUUUCAACAUCAGCAGCAUCAGCAACAGCCCCAGCCGCAUGCGGACUGUCGGGUGACGAUGCCGCAUUUCUGCAAAGUACUGAAUCCAGGGAGAAAAUAUUGAAUGGAUACGUGGAUUGUGGCUGGUGGUUUGUGGUUCGAGAGCGGGAAAUUGUUGGUUUAAUGUUUACCGCUGAGGUGUGUAAUUGUUUGGUGACUUUGUAUGUUAAUUGUGUUGAAGUAGGAAUAUAGAGGAAGAUGACGACGAUCGGAUAGAUGGUGUGAGAAAUAGCUGCCCUUAUUUUUAUUGUGAGUAGGGAAAGGUGAAUUUUGAUUUACGGUUGCUACAUGUGAGGCGAAAAUUGCUUCAACGCGCGCAGGCUUUGAUGAGUUGGUUAAGAACCUCGCUCGAAACUUUGGUCUGAUUAGUUUAACACCUUGAUAGUUUGCUAGUAAUAUCUGCUAGAAAUCGGUCGGCGUGCCAAUAUCUGAAGCAAUUCGUAACUUCAUUAUUGAAUUGUUUUGCAUAGUGAUCGGCAGUCUUCGAGUUUCGCACUUCUGAGACAGGCGCUUGAACCAUUAACAAUGGUAUGAAAAUAGUUUUAUAAUUAUAUUUAAAAAAUACAUUCAUAUGUAAUGCUCAGUUUCGUAAA
Molecule: messenger RNA, 1964 nt
Organism: Topomyia yanbarensis
Lineage: Eukaryota; Metazoa; Arthropoda; Insecta; Diptera; Culicidae
Gene: Ppcs
Product: phosphopantothenate--cysteine ligase
Exons: 3
Coding region: 281-1276 (331 amino acids)
Biological process (GO): coenzyme A biosynthetic process
Cellular component (GO): nucleus; cytoplasm
Molecular function (GO): phosphopantothenate--cysteine ligase activity
Source: RefSeq, a predicted model, not a curated record